CAUCAUCAAAAACAUCAUGGCUGGUCUGUUGGUCUCAUCACUUUUUUUCGUCUUCAUCGUUGGCGCUCAGGCUGCUUAUACCAGGCAAACUUACUAUCCAGCAUCUCAAUACACAAGCAGGGUUGGCAGUCCUUCUGUCUACAACAGUUAUCCUUCUGCAUACACUGGUUCUACGUCUAACUAUGGAAAGGUACCCUCCACUUAUACAAGCUAUGCCAACACACCAUCAAGCUAUGUGAGCUCUCCAUCAAGCUAUGCCAACAGCCCAUCCAGCUAUGUGAGCUCUCCAGCAAGCUAUGCCAACACACCAUCUAGCUAUGCCAACACCCCUUCAAGCUAUGCCAACACCCCUUCAAGCUAUGCCAACACCCCAUCAAGCUAUGCCAACACCCCAUCCAGCUAUGUGAGCUCUCCAUCCAGCUAUGCCAACACCCCAUCCAGCUAUGUGAGCUAUCCUUCAAGUUACCCAAGUGCUCCUAGCGUGUAUGCAAACAAUGUUGUCACAUACACGAAAACCCUGUCAGAUUAUGUAACUCCCUCAAGCUAUACCAACACCCCAUCCAGCUAUGCCAACACACCAUCAAGCUAUGUGAGCUCUCCAUCAAGCUAUGUGAGCUCUCCAUCAAGCUAUGCCAACACCCCAUCUAGCUAUGUGAGCUCUCCAUCUAGCUAUGCCAACACCCCAUCCAGCUAUGCCAACACCCCAUCAAGCUAUGCCAACACCCCAUCUAGCUAUGUGAGCUCUCCAUCUAGCUAUGCCAACACCCCAUCCAGCUAUGCCAACACCCCAUCAAGCUAUGCCAACACCCCAUCCAGCUAUGCCAACACCCCAUCAAGCUAUGCCAACACCCCAUCCAGCUAUGCUAGCAAGCCAUCCAGCUAUGCCAACACCCCAUCCAGCUAUGCCAACACCCCAUCAAGCUAUGCCAACACCCCAUCCAGCUAUGCCAACACCCCAUCAAGCUAUGCCAACACCCCAUCCAGCUAUGCUAGCAAGCCAUCCAGCUAUGCCAACACCCCAUCCAGCUAUGCCAACACCCCAUCCAGCUAUGCCAACACCCCAUCAAGCUAUGCCAACACCCCAUCCAGCUAUGCUAGCAAGCCAUCCAGCUAUGCCAACACCCCAUCCAGCUAUGCCAACACCCCAUCCAGCUAUGCCAACACCCCAUCAAGCUAUGCCAACACCCCAUCCAGCUAUGCUAGCAAGCCAUCCAGCUAUGCCAACACCCCAUCAAGCUAUGCCAACACCCCAUCUAGCUAUGCCAACACCCCAUCAAGCUAUGCCAACACCCCAUCCAGCUAUGGCAACACCCCAUCAAGCUAUGCCAACACCCCAUCUAGCUAUGCCAACACCCCAUCCAGCUAUGCCAACACCCCAUCAAGCUAUGCCAACACCCCAUCAAGCUAUGUGAGCUCUCCAUCCAGCUAUGUGAGCUCUCCAUCAAGCUAUGCUAACACCCCAUCAAGCUAUGCCAACACCCCAUCCAUCUAUGCCAACACCCCAUCCAGCUAUGUGAGCUCUCCAUCAAGCUAUGCCAACAGCCCAUCCAGCUAUGCUAGCAAACCAUCAAGCUAUGCCAACACCCCAUCAAGCUAUGUGAGCUCUCCAUCAAGCUAUGCCAACAGCCCAUCCAGCUAUGCUAGCAAGCCAUCAAGCUAUGCCAACACCCCAUCCAGCUAUGCCAACACACCAUCAAGCUAUGCCAACACCCCAUCAAGCUAUGCCAACACCCCAUCAAGCUAUGCCAACACCCCUUCUAGCUAUGCCAACGCCCCAUCUAGCUAUGCUAGCAAACCAUCCAGCUAUAUGGAUGAAAGACACUAG
Physella acuta is the source of this 1825-nucleotide messenger RNA. RefSeq lists its product as uncharacterized. NCBI's taxonomy places the organism in Eukaryota, Metazoa, Mollusca, Gastropoda, Physidae. The record is from RefSeq and is a predicted model, not a curated record.